Messenger RNA from Drosophila takahashii, 845 nucleotides. Its product is annotated as leukocyte receptor cluster member 8 homolog. Lineage: Eukaryota; Metazoa; Arthropoda; Insecta; Diptera; Drosophilidae. The record is from RefSeq and is a predicted model, not a curated record.
CAAACACCUUUCACACCAUGAGCACCAAACUGGUACUCUGCCUGUGCCUGGCGCUCUUCGGAGCCCUGGCCACGGCCCUUCCCCUGGAGGAGAAUCCUGUGCUGGAACAAUCGGAGGUGGAGAACAGCCAGGAACUGAACAGCCUGGAGGAGAACGACGCCGAGGCGGAUCCGUCGUCGUGGCGCAAGCUCUUCGGCAGCGAAGGCAGCGCCGGCAACAUCGUGGUCACCUUCCCAUCCACCACUACGACUACCAAGAAGCCCAAGUCCAACAAGAAGCCGCACUACCCACAGCCGCCCAAGUACCCCUCGUACUACUACCCACAGUACCCCUAUCCAUCGUAUCCCUACCCCGGCUACUAUCCACCUCCACCACCGCCUUCCUACCCGUAUCCACCCUACCAUCCCGGAUACCCUGGACACGGCGGUCAUGGUGGACACGGCGGACAUGAUGGCGGACACGGCGGACAUGAUGGCGGACACGGUGGACACGAUGGCGGACACGGCGGACAUCAUCACCACACGACGACCACAACCACAACGACCACCACCAAGAAGCCGAAGCCCGAUCACCCGCACUAUCCUCCACCACCACCCUACUAUCCUCACUACCCGUACUACCCACCUCCGCCACCACCACCACCACCACCACCGAAGCCAUCGCCAAACGACUCUGGAGAGUCCUCCGAAACCGAUACCACCACAAACAUCAAGCUCUGCAAGAAGUUCAUUGGACUCAUCUGCAUCUAAGCGGUAGCUCUUCAAUCCUUCAAUCACCUUUAAAAUCAGCUCAAUAUUUAUUUAUUUAAACAUUAAUUUAUUUACCGAAUAAAAAAUUGAAGCAUA